AUGAGUCAAGGCUUCACAUACCACGGUGGUCUCUUACGCCAUCAGCGUGAGGUUCAUAGAAAACACGCCAACACGGGAACCACGAAUAUAUGUCCCUACACGGACUGCAGUCGUGGUUCUGGGAACGGAUUUACGCGGCAGGAGAACCUACGAGAACACCUACGCCGUCUGCAUCGACAUACUGAAGAUAUUAGCCGCGUUUCCUCUACGCUAGUCAAUCCCUGGAUUACUGUAGGUGUUCACGAUAACCGUUUACCCGCUGCGGUUGUCGAUCGUUGCCAUGAUGCUUUCCCUAGUGAAACCCUGUCACAGGCAAAUGAUAAAGGUAGUGUUCAUAACGAAUUCAAGGAACUGGUUGGGAAGGUUCAGGAGCAGAAUCGACGCCUUGAGGAGUUGGAGCAGGUGGUGGCUGGACUGCGAGCCGCGAUUACCCCGUCGUCCCAUCUGAAGCUGGAGAAGCAAUAUGUGCCUAGUUAG
Messenger RNA from Penicillium oxalicum, 477 nucleotides. RefSeq lists its product as uncharacterized. The record is from RefSeq and is a predicted model, not a curated record. NCBI's taxonomy places the organism in Eukaryota, Fungi, Ascomycota, Eurotiomycetes, Eurotiales, Aspergillaceae. The transcript has a single exon. Bases 1 to 477 code for a protein of 158 amino acids.